This is a messenger RNA of Lachancea fermentati, 723 nucleotides long. The record is from the annotation of a GenBank genome assembly. Lineage: Eukaryota; Fungi; Ascomycota; Saccharomycetes; Saccharomycetales; Saccharomycetaceae.
AUGGCCUCGAGGGUGGCGGCGGAGACGAGAGGAAUGGGGAAUGGGCGCGAAAAGAAAAGAGGAAAAACGACCGUUGGUCACGUGCCGCCGGGGCAGGGCCCAUUCCGGCGACUCCGCUGCGUUUCUUUUUGCGCGCUCAGCUCAGCUUUGCUUUUCUCCUGCUGCAGCUGCCGCUGCCGCUGCAGCAGGCUGCUGGUGUCGGCGCCGGCCGCAGCACGGUGGCCGCAUGAUCGGCUCCCCUCGUCCCCUCCACCCUUUCGGCGCCCCGCAAACAGCGCUGCGUCGUGCGACGUAACGUCGCGCCGUCCCUCCGCGAGUGGUGUCUCUCGGCUCAGCUCCUGUGGAAGGCCUCCAGGCCCGUUUUUUGCACUCGUGCCAAGCGUGCAAAUUACGCCAAUGGCCAGGAUUUGCAGCGGGUGGCGGCCCCAGACGGCACGCGGCCGUGCUAUCGGCUGUCGUGUUAUCGGAGUCACAGGAAAGCUUUGUGCCAGGUUUUGGUGGGCCCGGUUUCUGCGCGGGCGCCCAGCAAGUGUUGGCGUCAAGCGCGCGUAUCUCUGGCGGGCAACAGGAACACGCGCGGCGACGCAGAUCUACGGCCGUAGCGGGGCGGGCGGGCGGAUGGAGGGAAGGCGUGUCACGUGGGCGCAUCACCACACACGAAGACGAGCACGGCGCACGGCGCCGUGCGCCGUGACACGCUCACGUGCGGCAUCGCGCCUCUGA